AUGGUUGCCAUCUCCGUUCCAACCGAGAAUCGAGCCAUCCAUCGCCUUGAGAAAGAAAUCGAGCCAUUGCGAAAGAAAUUGGCCGCUCAUCCUCUCUACAAAGCUGUUCAAAAUGUUGAUCAGUUAAAGGUUCUGAUGGAGAAUCACGUCUUCGCUGUCUGGGAUUUCAUGGGAUUACUCAAGGAAUUGCAACGGGGUCUCACUUGCAUCGAUGUCCCAUGGAGACCAGUUGGAAUGAGAGACUCGAGAAGACUCAUCAAUGAGAUCGUUCUCGGCGAAGAAAGCGAUCAAAUCGAUGGUCGCAACAUUUCCCAUCUCGAGUUGUACCUUGAAUCAAUGUACGACGCUGGGGCCAACACUCGUCCAAUCAAUCGACUCCUCGAGCAUUUCGCCAAGCAAAAAGUUGUCGAUAUUUCGGAUGAUGGGCUUAAAAAAGCAUUCGCCGAAUGCAGUGUGCCGAAGCCAGCUCGUGACUUUGUGAGAUCAACCUUUGAAGCUAUUCGAUCAGGCAAACUUCACGUGGUAGCCUCUGCAUUCACAUUUGGACGAGAAGAUCUUAUUCCAUUGAUGUUCACCGGAUUGUUGAAAGAUAUGAAUCAAAAGAUUGGAGAUGGAUCUCUAAAUUCAUUCAUUGUCUAUCUAGAGAGGCACAUUGAGGUUGAUGGUGAUGAGCAUGGACCGAUGGCCCUUCAAAUGGUUGCCGAGAUUUGCGGUAAUGAAAGAGAUCCCAGAUGGAAUGAAGCUAUUGUCGCGGCGAAAAAGGCACUAACAGCUCGAAUCGCACUCUGGGAUGGAGUGGUGGCUGAGAUCGAGAAACGAAACAGCAAGAAAGCA
Mesorhabditis belari is the source of this 834-nucleotide messenger RNA. Lineage: Eukaryota; Metazoa; Nematoda; Chromadorea; Rhabditida; Rhabditidae. The record is from the annotation of a GenBank genome assembly.